Molecule: messenger RNA, 1188 nt
Organism: Odocoileus virginianus texanus
Lineage: Eukaryota; Metazoa; Chordata; Mammalia; Artiodactyla; Cervidae
Gene: AGTRAP
Product: angiotensin II receptor associated protein
Biological process (GO): regulation of blood pressure; angiotensin-activated signaling pathway
Cellular component (GO): plasma membrane
Source: RefSeq, a predicted model, not a curated record
GGUUGGAGCGCUAGCAGCGGGCAGCCGGCGGGGCGGGGCCGGCCAAGUUUGUUUCCCGAGUUCGGAGACCAGGAGCCCCCGCGGUUGUGGCGCAGGUGCCGUCCGGCUGGGUCGCGAUGGAGCUGCCAGCCGUGAACCUGAAGGCGAUCCUCCUGGUUCACUGGCUGCUGACAACCUGGGGCUGCAUUGUGUUCCAGGGCGCCUAUCCCUGGACCAACUUCCCCAUCCUGGCCUUGGGCGUGUGGGCUGUGGCGCAGCGGGACUCUGUUGACGCCAUAAGUAUGUUUCUGGGUGGCUUGGUGGCUACCAUCUUCCUGGACAUUAUCUACCUUGGCAUCUUCUACCCGAGGUCCAGCCUCUCGGACACGGUGCGCUUCAGCGCAGGCAUGGCCAUCCUCAACCUGAUCCUCAAGCCGAUCUCCUGCUUCUUCGUCUACCAAAUGUACCGAGAGCGUGGGGGUGAGCUCCUGGUCCACGUUGGUUCCCUUAGGCCCUCAGAGGAUCGCAGUUCGUACCAGCCGAUCGACUCCUCAGAGGUGCCUGCUGACCCGGAGAGCAAGGCUCACGUGACCCGAGGAUACUGAAGCCCAGCCCAGGGGCCAGUCUGACAAACUGUGGGGCUGGCAGAGAGGAGGCCUCAUCACCUUCUUUGUGCCUUAGACGUCAUCCUAGGGGGUGCUCCUGACCGCCCCCUGCUUUCUCAGAACUAACUUCUGUCCUCCAGUUCCCCAUCUCAGGGGCUGCCUGAAUCAAGUGCCCUAAGAGGCCCAGAGCCCCUGUGCACACCUGUCCCCAAUUCCUCGAGGCCUCUCCUCCCUUCUGGGUAGCCCACUGGUCCCAGGCUGGGAACUCUGGUUGCUUUUGUCCCCUCCACCCUUAGCUGCUCCAUGCAGGCCCCAGGCCGAGCCGUGCCCAAGCCUGGCAGGAUCAGGCCUCUGGGGGCCACUGGUGCCCCCCCCGCCUCGGCCUCUCCUGAGGUUGGCCAUGCCCUCCCACAGGAGCUCCGAGAGCCUCGGGUCUUGCUAACUGCCAGGAGCACAGGGGUGAGGACCCCUGGCUUCUCACUACCUGGUCACUUGGUGCCUGGGGACCCCAGGGCUGGUGACAGGAGGGGUCUGCAGCCCCUCAGACCCCCAUCAGCCUCUGGCUGCGGCCACAGCAUUAAAGUUCAGGGAAUUCUGCAGCCAA